GAAAACUAAAAUGGCGCAGGUCGUAAACGAAGUUUGCUUGAAAAUAGACAUAAAAACCCUCUAAGAUGAUCAAAUAAUUGUAUAGUGGAUAGUAUUUUCUACGAAUUAUUACUAUUAGAAGAAAAAAUGCCUCCAAAGAAAGGAAAAGGCAAGAAAUCGGGGAAGAAAGGUGGCAAGAAAAAGAAGAAGAGUGCCGCUGCCAAGGAGCCAAAAAUGACAACUGAAGAAGUGAUUCUCAAUUUUCAGAUAGAAGUCAAAGAGAGGGCAAUGGAAGAGAUGCUGUAUGAACUCAGAGUUUUAAAAGAUAAAAAUGAACGACUAAAAGAAAGGAAUAAACGACUCAAAGAGGAACAYCUCACUCACAUCAAGAAUCUCUUAAAAAGUGCAAAAGACAAAGAUAAAGAAGUAGAAAGUAUAGUCAAAGUCAACCAUGAACAGGUUGAAGAGGCACUGCUCAACAAGUUUGAGGUUAAAAGAACAGAAGAGAAAUCUGUUGAAGAAAAGGAGCUUGAAAUUAAAUCUAUAGAGGAAAAGAUUGAGGAUGUAAGAAGAGACAUAAAAAAGCGACUGGAAUAUAAGGAGUAUGGUCGUGUUGAGCAUGCAAAGCAAAUCCUACUUAUGAAACAAGAUUUGGAAGAAAUGGAAAUUUCCCAUUCUGAUAUUGCAGCUCACCUUGAAAGAAGUCUGAAGAUUGCUAAGGAAGAGAUAAGCUCUUACACUGAAAGUACACUGGCCAAACAGAAGGACAUUGCAUCAGAGAAAGCUACCAAUUCUUUGGACAAAUAUUCCAGAGCAGAAAUUCUUGAUAACAGAUGGCUAAAGAAAGAGGUGGCAAUUCAUAGAUCUGGACAUGAGGAUCUAGAAGGYACAGUUGAAGAUUUGGAAAAGAGAAACCUUGAUAUUAUGAGUGAACUUUUUGACUGCAAAAUUGAAGACUUAAAGUUCACAAGAAAGUUUUAUCUGGCUUGUGUGGAAGAUGAAUCUGACGAGGAGCAAGCCAGCGGUGAAGAAACCUUUGCUAUUGAUGGUGAGGUUGGUGACCAGACAGAGAAACCAGAUGACUUGCUGGACAACUUCUUUUUGCCAGGAGAAGACAAUUUUGAGGAUUCUCCAAGACUAGGCCCUAUGGAACUACAACUCUUGUCCAUCGUUGGGAUGUCAAAACCAAUUCAUAGAUAUGAUGACAGCAAUYAUACCAAAGUACAUGUAGGKGGGGUCACAGCAAGACCAGAAAACUAUGGCGACCCUAUGAAUUGGCCAAUCACAAACCAGAUGUUAUCYUCMGUUGUUUCUCAAUGAUUUUAGCAAAUUGAUUAUUUUUUAUUUAUUGUCAAAGAKGUUUUUCUCAUGCAUAGAUACGUGAGCAUUAUUGGGGUUAUUUUUGGCAAAGAAUCAUAUUACAUGUCAUUGAAACAAAUUUUGGCAAAGAAUGAUUAUUAUAUGACUAGCAUUGGUCUGAAUUGUAAACAYUUGUCAGUGUAUGUAUAAAGAAGUUUGGAUGCUUUAAGAUUGACUUGACCAAAGUAAAUCAUAUCAGAAAAGGAAAAUUAAAGGUCCUUUUUGUCAAGGAUGUUUCCCAU
Messenger RNA from Exaiptasia diaphana, 1580 nucleotides. Its product is annotated as coiled-coil domain-containing protein 83. The coding region runs from base 127 to 1299 and encodes 390 amino acids. The transcript has 10 exons. Lineage: Eukaryota; Metazoa; Cnidaria; Anthozoa; Actiniaria; Aiptasiidae. The record is from RefSeq and is a predicted model, not a curated record.